Molecule: messenger RNA, 2159 nt
Organism: Anneissia japonica
Lineage: Eukaryota; Metazoa; Echinodermata; Crinoidea; Comatulida; Comatulidae
Product: decapping and exoribonuclease protein-like
Exons: 7
Coding region: 169-1464 (431 amino acids)
Biological process (GO): NAD-cap decapping; nuclear-transcribed mRNA catabolic process
Cellular component (GO): nucleus; cytosol
Molecular function (GO): mRNA 5'-diphosphatase activity
Source: RefSeq, a predicted model, not a curated record
UGGUAGGGCUAGCUAGGUCUAGAUAUUUCUUAGUCUGCAGAGAACUAAAUAUAUUACAAUUUAUGAAGCAGGUAGUCAAAGGCUUGAAUUACCUUGAAGUAUCAAAUGAUGGUACUGACGUAGUCUUCCUCAUUGUAUCCAGAAGAUCCUUGAAGCACAAACAACAAGAUGAAGCGUUCUAUUGAUGAGAUAUCCAGCAAAAAUAAACCUGUUACCAACGAUUUGAAAUCACAACACAAUUUUAAGCAAUUAGACACUAGUACGUCAGGAGGUAGUAAAAACCGGGAACUUGAAAGUAGAUCUGAACCAUCAAAUGAAAGUAAUCCUGGGAAAAGUGAAUGUGCCGAAAAUAUGUUAUCGUCAGAUAUUCUUCAAAUCCAACCAAUUUCUAGAUUUAAUGGGAAAUUCCCUUUUUUCCGUCAGCCAAUGGAAGUUGGUUGUUUUUCCUUGGAUAGAGACCGUAAGCUGUACUUGGAUACACGUAUGCUGAAGUAUCUAUAUGAUACAAGGGAAAUAAGUGUCCGGUUUGAUUUGCAACAUGGAUUUGAUGUUUUUGAGAAGCGUGACGACGAUGUAAAAGAAAGACUGAAUAACUUAAUGCAAUGGAUUCUGGGAAUGAAGAAGCAUUUUCAGUUGGAUCCCAAGGAAGUAGAUGAAAAUGGAUCUCCUAAGCUGCGAAGUUUGAAUACAGAUUUUAUUGCUUGGAGAGGACAUAUAACCAAAAUAUUAUGUACACCGUAUGAGCAACGAGAGGGCUGGAUGAUGGCUGUUACACUUUUUCACGGCACAUAUUAUAUCAGCGAGGUUGAAACGAAAGAGAAUGAAGCACGGAGGAAGAACAUGUCAGAUAGGGAGAAAGAAAUGACGUACUGGGGGUACAAGUUUGAGCAGUAUAUGACAAGUGUGGAUGGUCGGCAAGAACCAAACACUAAUGUUCCAGUAAACAACUCUGAGGCUUAUUGUAGUGUUAUCCGCACUCGUUUGAAUAAACAUUCGUUGAUAUACAGUGGAGAGGUCGACUGCUGUGUCAAUGACCCUAACCUGCGACCUCCAGCAAAUUACAUCGAAUUAAAAACAAACAGAAUUCUCUAUGCACCAAACAAUAAAAGGAACUUUCAUAGGUAUAAACUAUUAAAAUGGUGGGCACAAUCUUUUCUAAUUGGUAUUCCAACGGUUAUUGGUGGUUUUCGUGAUGAUGAGGGCAACGUGCUUCAGUUGGAGAGAUUCAGCACAUUCAGAAUGCCUGAGAUUGCUAGACAGGAGAGGAGUUGGAGUGCCUCGGUGUGUGUGAAUUUCUGCGAUUAUUUUUUGAACUAUGUGAAAUCCCAAGUAACAAGGGAUGACCCAAGGGUGGUUUACUUGUUUGAACGCAAGCCUGGUAGCGACGAGAUAACUUACACCAUUGAAGAAGACCCAGUGCAUCACUUUAUGCCAGAGUGGUACAUCAAAUGCUUUACACAGUAACGUAAUGUAAGGAGGUAAUUUACUAUAUUGAGGAAGAACCUGUUCAUAAGUUUAUCCCAGAUUGGUAAUUUAAAUGCUUCACACAGUAACAUAAGCUUGGGAGUAAUGGCCCUGUCACAUCAUGACGAUUUAGUCAGCGUAUACCGACGUAUCAAAAAUUUCUCUAAAAUGCUGGCAUACGCUGUUUUUUUUUAAAAUUUUGGGUGCAUACUGUAUAUAGCGUAUUUAUUACGCUAUAUAUGCCAUAACAGUUUAUUCACUAGUAAUACACUAAACUUGUAUACUUGAUAGUGAAAAAGAUAACUUUGCAUCUCAUAUACAUUAUUUAAUAGUGCAUCACAACAUGGUGUUGAUCAAUUUCACUUUCCAUAGUUCAUACAAACCUGGAAGUGAGGAGAUAAAUGUGUAUUCCAUGUAAGAUUGGGAUUCAGCCUUAUAACCAGUGUUGGGCUCCAGAAACCAGCUGACAGGGAUCUAAACAAGUUCCAUAGGGAUCUGAACCAAGGGCCACUUUUCUCAAAUUUAAACAAAUAUUUCUAGUCAUCGAAUCACAAAUGAACGAUAUAUUUGUAUAGAGUACUACAGUGUUACGUCACGAUACCGCGUGAUACUACUCUGUUGCUAUUGGCGACACAAAAUGCGUUCAACAGACACCAUUUUCUCCACUGACAAACCAUUGAUCCUAAUUUCUAACG